This is a messenger RNA of Fraxinus pennsylvanica, 588 nucleotides long. Lineage: Eukaryota; Viridiplantae; Streptophyta; Magnoliopsida; Lamiales; Oleaceae. The record is from the annotation of a GenBank genome assembly.
AUGAAACUGAAAUCGGUAUAUUUUUCCGGAGAAGCUGCAGAAAUUGCUGAAUUUAACACCCAUUUAUCUCCACCAAUGCCUGCCGCCGGAAGAGUUGCGCUGCCGCCGGGUACAGCGGCAAAAUGCGACGGCGACGCUCAUAAUUGUCCGUGGCGGCCAUUUACAAAUUCCAAGGAUUUCAAAGAAAACACCGUCGUGAUACUACUUGUCCUUAUAAUUGCUUUAAUCUGCGCUCUAGUUUUCAAUGCUGCAAGUCGGUAUAUCAUACGCAUGAACUGCUGCCGGAGGCGGCGUGACUCUCAGCAGUCAUCAGAUGAGAACCAGGAUGUGGAAAUGGCACAGCCAAAGACAGUUCUCAGCUCUGGUAUGACCGAGACGGAGACGGAAAUCACGACCCAGGUGUAUUCAGUGGGGAUGAAGCUGGCGGGGGAAGAGGCGGAGUGUACAAUCUGCUUAUCGGAAUUUGCAGAUGGGGAGAAAAUUAGGGUUCUGGAGAAAUGCAGCCAUGGCUUCCAUUUGCAGUGCAUAACACAAUGGCUGGCUGCUCAAACCUCUUGUCCUACGUGCAGAGCGAGUUGUGAUCUUUGA